Messenger RNA from Morchella importuna, 1602 nucleotides. RefSeq lists its product as uncharacterized. Bases 1 to 1602 code for a protein of 533 amino acids. NCBI's taxonomy places the organism in Eukaryota, Fungi, Ascomycota, Pezizomycetes, Pezizales, Morchellaceae. Gene Ontology annotation, molecular function: monooxygenase activity; heme binding; iron ion binding. The transcript has 5 exons. The record is from RefSeq and is a predicted model, not a curated record.
AUGCAGAUCGUCAUAGUUGGCGCGGCAUGUGCAGUCCUAUUUUUUGCAUAUCGGGCAUAUCAAACCUACCUCUCCAUUCAAAAUGAACAAUCUUUGAAAUCUUCAAAAACAUGCGGCACAGUUCUACCGGGACCAACACCUGCCCCAAUUAUUGGGAAUAUCCUCCAAAUUCCAAAAACCCACACAUGGAUUCACUUCAAACAAUGGGCAGACAUCUACGGACCAAUCUACAGGUUUCAGGUCGGCUCCAAGAAUAACAUUGUGGUUUCUACUGAGAAGAUUGCAAACGAUCUUCUCCGGGGACGAGGAAAUAUCUACUCGUCUAGAGAGUUCUUGUACUUUGCGACGGAGCUCCUCUCCAAGAACCUCCGACCACUUCUACUUCCAUACAAUGAUACCUGGAGGCGAGGACGCAAGCUUAUGCACACUCUCGGUAUGCCAAAGGUUGUAGACACCUUCCGUCCCGCCCAAUCCCUCGAAGCAAAAAAGCUCCUUCACGACAUGCUGGAAGACCCCGAGAGCUACGAGAACCACUUUGAGCGAUACGCAGCUGGCAUCAUUUUCCGCCUUGUAUUCGGAAAGGCAGUCGAGACUGGCCGUGAGCCCUACGUUCGUGAAAUCUACAAUAUCGUGCACACCGUCGAACGCGUCGCUGCCCCUGGUGCCUACCUCUGUGACUCCAUCCCAUUACUUCGAUACAUCCCCGAGUUCCUAUCACCCUUCAAGAGGGAGGCUAAAUGGCUACACAACCGUGAAAUUAAGAUGUUCCGCGAACUGCAGAACGAUAUCCGUGUUGGCAUCAAAAACGGAAGCGCACCAGAGUGUCUGACCAGAACCUUCCUCGAGAAUGAAGGAGAGUUUGGCAUGACCUCCGACGAAUCUGCUUAUGUCAUUGGUACCUUCUUUGAGGCUGGUAGUGGUACCACUGCUGGAGCUAUGCUUACCUUCUGCCUGGCGAUGUGCCUCCAUCCACAUGUGCAAACAAGAGGUCAGGCUGAAGUAGACGCUGUCUGCGGUGACCGGAUGCCCGACUUUGAGGAUUUGCCAAAUUUGCCCUAUGCACGAGCUGUAAUGAAGGAGAUUCUUAGAUGGCGCCCGGUUCUUGCUGGAGGUAUGCCGCACGAGUUGACCAAGGACGAUGAAUAUGAGGGUUACAAAUUCUCUAAGGGAACCGUUGUCCACGCUAACCUCUGGGCAAUCCACCGCAACCCCGAGCAGUAUCCCGACCCCGAGACCUUCAACCCAGACCGCUGGGUCAAUCCCGCCUACCCCACCUACAAGGAGCCUCUCAGCGUGUACCCCAACCUCCAGAACUUCUCCGCGUUUGGUUUCGGCCGUCGUAUCUGUCCUGGAAUGAACAUCGCCGAACGAUCUCUCUACUUAUUGACGAUCCGGCUGCUGUGGGGCUUCCAGAUGAACAAGAAGAGGGACGCGAGCGGUAACGAGAUUGACAUUCCCUACUACGACUAUGAUUCGGGAUUGAGCUCUAGGGCAAAGCCGUUCCAGUUUGAUUGUGUGGCGAGGAGCCCAAUGAGGGCGUCGGUUAUCCGGAAGAGCUGGGAUGAGGCAAAGGCUACUGAUCCGUUGAGGAGUCGAAACUAG